UGUGAUGUACUUAGUAAUAAUGAUAAACAACAGACUUAUUCAUGCGCUUAUGUUCCAACACAAGAAGGUGAAUACAGAGUUAUUAUUAAAUUUGCUACAAAAGAAAUUUUAAAUUCACCAUUCAAAGUUAUGAUCGAAGGUGCACAAGGUGAUGCAAGUAAAGCAACUGCAUCUGGUCCUGGGAUUGAACCGACUGGGAAUCAAGUUGGUCGACGUACAUUCUUUAAUAUAUUCACUGCUG
Molecule: messenger RNA, 241 nt
Organism: Schistosoma turkestanicum
Lineage: Eukaryota; Metazoa; Platyhelminthes; Trematoda; Strigeidida; Schistosomatidae
Source: the annotation of a GenBank genome assembly